AUGGACAGCCCCGACCCCUCCGGCGGCCACUCACGUCACCCACAUCGCAGGGUCGAGGAUGCUGACUUGGGGAGUGUCGCCUACUUCAAUGAAAUCCAGCAACGUACCCAAGACCGCCACAGAGAGCGAGUUGCCCAACACAGAGAGCAGACUGGCGACCGCGAAUCCAUGCCCGCUGCCCCUAUCAUCAUUAGGGACGAUGAGGAUGACGAAGAAGACGUCGAUGCCACGGUCAAAAAAGGGAUGGAUGACGACAUCGCUCAGAACUUUGACAUUGCUGAGAACUUGGAUAUUGAUGACUCCAACGUGGAGAACUCCGAAGAUGACGAUUCAGACAUCAACAUGAAUGACGCUGAAUUUGACAGCGACGACCCUAACGACCUCGACUUUGACAUCAACAACCUCGACAUUGACAUCGAUGACCCUCAUAGCGUUGAUGUCUCCGAUACUUUCCCCGAUGCUUCCUCUGAUGAUUUCUCCGAUGCUUCCUUGGAUGGUUCCUCAAAUGGUUCCUCUGAUGAUGCUCCUGGUGUUGUUGCUGGUACCCAUGCUGGCGCUCGUUCUCCUACUCGUGAUAGCGCUCAUGCUGGUGCUCGAUCUCGUACUCAUGCUGGCGCUCAUGCUAGUGCUCGAUCUCGCACUCAUGCUGGUGGUCAUGCCAGUGCUGAUUUGAGCAUCCGCAACCCACCAGUCGCCAUUGAGGAAAGGGUCUCAUCAUACAAACUCCGUUCAUCUAACAUCAUAAUCAGAAUCGGCGAUUUCAUCGAGACAGGUCACCAGCAUGAUUCGUUAUACAACGGCCGCUUCAUGCUUGUCAAGCUCAUUUAUGUUGGUAGUUGUGGCCAAGUGAUCUUCCGUGGUAUCCCUUAUACCCGUACCCGCAAUCUAUGUGGCAUGGUUGAAGCUUUACGCAACGAGUUGGUCGAGAUCAUGGACAUUGAUGAGAACGAUGACCGUGAUUGGGACGAGCAAGCCCAAGUUCAAGUCGCAGCUGACACGGUUGAGCGCAAGCGUGACUUCAGGGUGACCAACACACAAUGGCCUGAGAAAGCCACCCAGAGGAUCUUGUUUAAUGGAAACUUGGAUUUCAUUGAAACCUACGGACCUGUGGUUUGCCGUUGGAGAAUGGUGACUCAUUACCGCACGGCUGCACUCCGACAAGUUAAGAGAGCCAUCGGUCGUACCUUGUAUCACCUGCGUGAGGACGACCUUGACGACCCUUUGUACGCUCACCUACCCAUUAUGAACCGACCCCGCGUUCCGGAGGAGACAAAGCUCAAUAGCUGGCGAGGUGCCAAGGCUCGCGGUGGUUCUUACAACAACGGCUCCAUUGGCCAUGGCGAAAUUGAUUUGGACGAGGACGCUGCUGCCCGUGAGCAGCCCUUUGAAGUUGCUAAGGGUCAAAAGUACACGUUCGCUGACAUAUUCUGUGGUGCUGGCGGUGCUUCAUGUGGCGCCCGGGCUGCUGGUGUCAAGGUUCAUAUGGCUUGUGACAUCGAUGAGCGCUCAGCCGAAACUUAUCGCAUGAAUUUCCCAGAAACGACCAUGCACCUGCGAAACGUCAGUGAACUUAUUGGUGACAUGAGGGUGAAGGAUCAGCGCAUUGAUAUGCUGCACAUUUCCCCUCCUUGUCAGUUCUGGUCACCUGCCCAUACCUCCCCAGGACAAGACGACAAUGCAAACAGAGACAUCCUCUGUUCUGCACAUGACAUUAUCAACAAGUUCCGCCCACGAAUUGUAACAGUGGAGCAAACAUACGGCAUCCUAUAUGGCAGACACAUGCAGGCAUUCCAUCAGCUCCUACUAUGCUUUACUUCACAGGGCUACUCCAUCACCUGGCGCUACAUCGUCCUGGCCGAUUGGAUGGUCCCGCAACCUCGAAAACGCCUUGUCAUGGUCGCUUCAUGUCCUGGGGAUUUCCACCCAGUUCUUCCUGAACCAUGCCCAGUUCCUCCCACCGUUAACUGCGUUCUCUCGGAGAACAUCCACCCCGAUUCGACUCAUAACGACCCUAACCAGCUUAAUAUUAGCAGUCGAUACCCCAGGCCUCCCUGGAAUGGCAACGGAAUUUUGCGCAAUUCACUAACCUGUAAUUGCAAUGAUUCCAAGAACUACCACCCCUCCGGCCUGCGCCCCUUCACGGUGCGCGAAUAUGCGGCCCUACAGACGUUUCCCGGGGACUAUUGGUUUGUGCCUGUCGUCUCCCACGCCAAGAAGCAGGUGGGCAAUGCCUUCCCGCCCAUCGCCGUCGAGUAUUUAUACGGCCACCUCCUGGAGCAGCUCCGGGAGGAAGACAAUGUCUUCCUCCCGGGGGAAGACGGCGAGGGCGACGAGGACGACGAGUAG
Truncatella angustata is the source of this 2346-nucleotide messenger RNA. Its product is annotated as S-adenosyl-L-methionine-dependent methyltransferase. The coding region runs from base 1 to 2346 and encodes 781 amino acids. The record is from RefSeq and is a predicted model, not a curated record. Gene Ontology annotation, cellular component: nucleus. Lineage: Eukaryota; Fungi; Ascomycota; Sordariomycetes; Amphisphaeriales; Sporocadaceae. The transcript has a single exon. Gene Ontology annotation, molecular function: methyltransferase activity.